GCAGCACUCGCGCCCUGCCUCGACUCUGGCCCGGUCAGUCGGACUGCACGGCCCCAGUGGUCACGAUGGUUCGCUCCGAGCUCCUUCUCGCCGCGGCUGGCGCGCUACUGCUGGCCGUGGCCGCCGCUGCGCCCGCGUCAGCACCGAGCACCGCCGGGGAAGGCCAAGGAGGUGCACUUGCAACGACCCCACCAAAAUAUGGAAAUGGAACCGAUUUGAAGGAGGCUGUGCCUGAAAACACGCCUGCGAAAAGUAUUGAACCGAAUCUUGAAUCUACAGUGGAUUUAUCUGCAAGCACUUCUUCUUCAUCUGAAACUGGAGGAAGUAACAGUGAUCUCAAGGGCAUGACUCCAGAAGAAAUUGAAGAGUUCAAAACCUUAUUUCCUGGUGGUGAAUGGAAGGAGCAAUUGAAUGAAGAUUCCAUAUCAUCAGGUGAAGAAAAAAAAGAGACGGAAAGAAAGGAAAGUAAAAAAGAAAGGAGGGAAAGGGAGAAGAAAGAAAAGGAGCAAAAAGAGAAAGAGAGAAAGGAACGAAGAAGGAAGGAAAAAGAGGAAAGAGAAAAGAAGGUGGAGGAGGAAAGAGAAAAGGAGGAAAAAGAGGAGCCAGGAAAAGGAACCGUGGCUGAGGAGAGAAUAAAAGAGGAGGAGAGAGAAAAGAAGGAGGAGGAAAGAGAAAAGGAGAAAAAAGAGGAGCCAGGAAAAGGAACCGUGGCUGAGGAGAGAAUAAAAGAGGAGGAGGAGAGAGAAAAGAACGACAAUGUAGAUAAUGUACAGAAAGAAGAGGAGCAGAGGCAAGCCGAUACGGAGAAAAAGUUAAAUGAUGAGAAAAUGGGAGAGGGUAGCAGUGAGGGUAGCAGUGUAACGGCAGACACCCCCAUCGCGUCCAAGUCCGUGCAGUCGGAACUCGAAGUCAGUGAGUCUUCUUUGCCCCUUGUGUCAGCCGUAGCCCAGCCCCAGCCCCAGCCCCAGCCCCAGCCUCAGCCUCAGGCUGCUGCGUGGACGGCCGCUUCGUCCUGGGGACCGGCACCGGCAUCUCAGGGCUCUGCAGCUCAGCCCGCCUCUUCGGGCCUCGGCCAGCCUCGUAGUGCGACUCAAACCUUUAACAUCAUUUCGUCUUCGCCGAUAUCUUAUCCUGGCACAGCGUCUCAGUCGGUGGCGCCGCCCACUCCAGAGAAUAGCGGCCGGUACACGUUUAAUGUAUCCCCACCCCCCGUUUCCCGGGAGAAGAUCAUCUCUAGCUACCUGCGCGACGUGUUUCAGUUCUCUGACACGAAACAGCUUCUCGACAGCCUGAAGAAUGGACAACCAUUGCAGCCCCAGGACUACAAGGGCGUUACGGUGAACCUCAAGGUCACCGGGUACGACGGCAAACCCGUCGUGAAUCAGGCGGGCCCUUGGACUUCGCGCCCUUACACGGCGCCCCCGGCCCUCGCUGCCCCCGCUGCCCCCGCGCCGACCUUCGCGCCGGCGGCCCCGGCCGCGGCGACCCCCAACGCCGCCCUCCAGGAGGUGACCUACCCGUUGUAUUUCUUGAACUUCCAAGGCAGACAGCUACCCGUGUACGACAGCAACGUGGACACCGCCAAGGUGUUGGCGCAGCUCGAGCAGCUCAAUCAGAUCCACCAGCAACAACAGGAGACGCUGCGCCAGCUGCGCGAGCAGAUGCAGCAGGAGCUCCAGCUUGCCCAGCAGCCCACCCUCUACCACCGGCCGCCCGUCGAUCCGCCGGCCAAGGACACCCAAGUGAUCCAAGUCCCCGUGCCUACGGAGCUCGAGUCCGUUGAGGGCAGCUCCGGUAAAAUCCUGCAGCCCAUCAAGACCUCCCAGGCGAUCCUGACCAUCCCGAGCUCCCCGGACCAGCAGCUGGUGGAGCGGGGCCUGGGCAGCGCGUCGAGCAGUCUGCUGCAGCCCAUCCCUGCCUCCGGGCCGGUCUUCUCCGUUCAAGGGCCCAUGACCGUGGUCGCUAACCAAGGUCCCUCUCCAGCCUGGCAAAGCUACUCCAGCCCUGGCCUUUCGUCCGGUGCAAGCGCGACCCCCAGCUCUGUGUACAACGCUGCGGGAGCCGCUGCCGCCUCCCCGGCAUCCCAUGCGCCUUACAAGGGAGUACUCACCCCUGGAGUGCCCGCUUCCCUGGAAGAGUACGCCAAGUCGCUGGCGGCCGGCGGAGCCUCCUCUGGCUCUGCGGACAACGCCCCCUCUUCUGGUGCCGCCUCCAGUGUCACCUACAGCGCCGCCUCCUCCAGUAGCUCCGGGGCCGCCACCUCUGGCUCCCCCGACCCCCUUGCGCAGUUGAAGUCGCAGCCGACUGCCGGGGGCUCCUCCAGCUCGUCCGCGUCCCUCGCCUCCCCAAACCGGAUCACCUUCACGAUCCCCGGCGCCAACUUCGUGCCGUCGUCGACUCAGUACAGCCAGUACAGCAGCGCUCCCCAGCAGGUGUUUACAUUUACCUCGAGCGCCGCCGCACCGGGUACCGCAAACUACCUGGUUCCUGGUACCAUUCCCGACGUCAGUGCCACUGGUACCAGUGGAGUCCUCAGGCAACUGCCUGCAGGUUACCAGACCACGUUCCUCGCCCCCACGCAGCAGCAGCAGCAGCAGACGACCACCUGGGCGCAGCGUCAGCCCUACACGGUUUCCGUCUAUGCUACGCAGACCAAGUCUUAACGCAAUGUAACGAAAAUGUAAUACGAUACGUGAGCUGCUAUGCUAAAAUAAAUUCAAGUUUCUCAGAA
This is a messenger RNA of Frankliniella occidentalis (western flower thrips), 2731 nucleotides long. RefSeq lists its product as uncharacterized. Gene Ontology annotation, cellular component: nucleus. The transcript has 4 exons. Gene Ontology annotation, molecular function: sequence-specific DNA binding. The record is from RefSeq and is a predicted model, not a curated record. Bases 66 to 2663 code for a protein of 865 amino acids. NCBI's taxonomy places the organism in Eukaryota, Metazoa, Arthropoda, Insecta, Thysanoptera, Thripidae. Gene Ontology annotation, biological process: regulation of transcription by RNA polymerase II; regulation of mRNA processing.